CCUAUAAUAAUGCACUGGAAUCGCAACCCGACUGCCCUCGCGCUUGCGUUCCCGUUCCCAUCGCUGCUGCUUCUCUGUCUCCGAGAAAAGAGGGGGGGAAGGAGGCGCUUUGGAAGGGUUUCUUCUAUUUGAUAGAUUUCGUUAUCUUCGAAAUUGACGCUCUAGUAACAGCCCUCAUCGUCGUUGAAGCAAGGCUCAGCGUCUGAUAUAUAGUUCUUUACAGAUCUGUGUCCUCCUAGUACACCAUGGCAGAUCAGGUUAAUCACCCAACUGUAAUUCAGAAAUUUGCUGGUCAACUCCAUCUGAAGUCCAGCUUUGUACAAGAUCCUAAAGCUCAGAGAUACAGUUUGUAUAAUCCUGCUUUGUAUGAGAGGCACUUGACGGUAAACUUCCCAAAUGGAGGUUUUCAGCAACCGUUCAUGCUGGUGGGCAGUUGUAACUAUGAUGCAUCCACUAUGCCAUCUGUAUAUCCUGUUUAUGCUCAGGCUCCUGCUGAGAAAGGCUUUAAGAACUUUGCUAUCGAUUUCCUUAUGGGAGGAGUUUCUGCUGCUGUCUCCAAGACAGCAGCUGCUCCCAUUGAACGUGUGAAGCUGCUGAUACAAAAUCAGGACGAGAUGAUUAAGGCCGGUCGCCUCUCUGAACCGUACAAAGGAAUCACAGACUGUUUUGGCCGAACAAUUAGAGAAGAAGGUACUUUGUCUCUGUGGAGAGGAAAUACAGCUAAUGUCAUUCGUUAUUUUCCUACUCAGGCACUGAACUUUGCAUUUAAGGAUUACUUCAAAAGGAUGUUUAACUUUAAGAAAGAUAAGGAUGGAUACUGGAAGUGGUUUGCUGGCAAUCUUGCGUCUGGUGGUGCUGCCGGUGCUUGUUCGUUGUUCUUUGUUUACUCUCUGGACUAUGCCCGUACCCGUCUUGCAAAUGAUUCGAAAGCAGCAAAGAAAGGAGGAGAAAGGCAAUUUAAUGGUCUUAUUGAUGUUUACCGAAAGACCUUACGGUCCGAUGGCAUUGCUGGACUUUACAGAGGAUUUAACAUUUCAUGCGUUGGGAUUAUAGUGUACCGUGGCCUCUACUUUGGAAUGUACGAUUCAUUGAAACCAGUGCUCCUUACCGGAACGUUGCAGGAUAGUUUCUUUGCAAGCUUCGCGUUGGGUUGGCUAAUCACCAACGGUGCCGGCCUCGCAUCAUACCCAAUUGACACGGUUAGAAGAAGAAUGAUGAUGACCUCUGGAGAAGCAGUAAAGUACAAGAGCUCGUUUGAUGCCUUUUCACAAAUUUUGAAGAACGAGGGUGCCAGGUCGCUGUUCAAGGGUGCUGGUGCAAACAUACUUCGCGCCGUUGCUGGUGCCGGUGUGCUUGCUGGUUACGACAAACUGCAGCUGAUCGUCUUCGGCAAGAAAUAUGGAUCGGGCGGCGCUUAGAGACAAAUUCUAUUUAAGUAAACAUCCAUCAGUUUACGAAAUUCUUAGGCUUAAUAAUUUUUGGUAGCGGGAGAUUUUUUCCGAGCAUUUUUCUAAUGGAGUUUUGCUCUCCAAAACCUGGUUUAAGUUACCCUUGUCGGAUGCAGAUGCUGCUUUCUUGAGCGUCGCCUGACGGAUUCCUGUCGCAAUAACUCUCCCCCAUUUUUCCUACAAAAUGACAUUGUCAAAAGACAAAAGAUUUAGAUUUAUAUAUUGCUAGUUGUGCUUGUCGUUGA
Molecule: messenger RNA, 1693 nt
Organism: Zingiber officinale
Lineage: Eukaryota; Viridiplantae; Streptophyta; Magnoliopsida; Zingiberales; Zingiberaceae
Product: ADP,ATP carrier protein 1, mitochondrial-like
Exons: 5
Coding region: 246-1418 (390 amino acids)
Biological process (GO): mitochondrial ADP transmembrane transport; mitochondrial ATP transmembrane transport
Cellular component (GO): mitochondrial inner membrane
Molecular function (GO): ATP:ADP antiporter activity
Source: RefSeq, a predicted model, not a curated record